This is a messenger RNA of Microthlaspi erraticum, 1707 nucleotides long. The record is from the annotation of a GenBank genome assembly. Lineage: Eukaryota; Viridiplantae; Streptophyta; Magnoliopsida; Brassicales; Brassicaceae.
AUGAAUAUAGUUUGGUGUAACAUUGCCAUUUACUUGUUGGCCUCGUUGUUUCUUGCUGACAAUGCUGUUGUUCUUGAUGCCUUGCACCACGCCCCCAUUAGGAUCAAGAACCAACCUUACCGGACCGGUUACCAUUUCCAGCCUCCCAAAAAUUGGAUGAACGGGCCUAUGAUAUACAAAGGAGUCUACCAUCUCUUCUACCAAUGGAACCCAAACGGAGCCUUCAUGAACUUUAACGAGAUCGUGUGGGGCCACGCAACGUCAACGGACCUCAUCAACUGGACCCCACAUUCUCCAGCAAUCAAACCAUCUCGACCGUCCGAUAUCAACGGAUGCUGGUCAGGCUCCGUCACGAUUCUCCCAAACGGCAAACCCGUGAUUCUCUACACCGGCAACAACCGUAACAACCACCAGGUGCAAAACUUAGCCAAACCCAAAAACCUCAGCGACCCAUAUCUCCGGCACUGGACCAAGUCGCCGGAAAAUCCCCUCGUAACACCCAACGCCGUCAACCACAUCAACUCCACCGCGUUUCGUGACCCAACCACCGCAUGGCUCGGACGUAACGGCCGGUGGCGCAUGAUCACCGGAAGCCAGGAAGGUCGUCGCGGAUUGGCUCUUCUCUACACGAGCCGCGAUUUCAUCAACUGGAAGCAAUCGACGAAGCCUCUUCAUUACCACGACGGCACCGGAGUGUGGGAGUGUCCUGAUUUUUUCCCGGUGGCGAGAAGUGACUCACACGGCCUCGACACGUCGUCGUUUAGUGGUUCGAUUAAGCACGUGCUUAAAGUGAGCUUAUCGGACACGAGUAAGGAUUACUACACGAUUGGGACGUACGAUCGCGUGAGAGAUCAAUAUGUACCGGACGAUGGUUUUGUCCAGGACGAUACGGCUCCGAGAUACGAUUACGGAAAAUUUUACGCAUCGAAGACGUUUUACGACUCGGUUACUCGACGGAGGAUUUUGUGGGGUUGGGUCAACGAGUCGUCGCCGGAGAAGGAUAACAUAAAAAAGGGUUGGGCCGGUUUACAGGCGAUUCCAAGGGAAGUAUGGCUUGAUGAAUCAGGAAAGAGAUUGAUGCAAUGGCCGGUUAAGGAGAUAGAGAGGUUACGUACAACGCAAGUCAAGUGGGGAAACAAGGUUUUGGAGGGAGGAGGAUCUGUAAUUGACGUUCAUGGGGUCACAGCUUCACAAGCAGACGUGGAGAUUUUGUUCAAAGUGAGUGGUUUAGAGAUUGCGGAUGUCAUUGAACCGGGUUGGACCGACCCACAAUUGAUUUGCAGCCAGAAAAAUGCAUCAUCGGUUAACUCCGGUGUAGGUCCAUUCGGUUUAAUGGUUCUGGCUUCCAAGAACUUGGAAGAGUACACAUCGGUCUAUCUCAGAAUCUUCAAAGCUAGUCAGAAGAGUAAGGACCACGUGGUGGUCAUGUGUAGUGACCAAAGCAGGUCGUCUCUAAAGAGAGGGAAUGAUAAAACAACAUAUGGUGCUUUUCUGGAUAUCUCUCCUUUCCAACCAAUCUCUCUCAGGACUUUGAUUGAUAAUUCAAUAGUAGAGAGCUUUGGCGGGAAAGGGAAAGCAUGUAUUACUUCAAGAGUUUAUCCAAAAUUGGCAAUAGGAGAGAGAACACACCUCUUUGCUUUUAACAAUGGGUCUCAGAAUGUUGAUGUUUUAAGCCUAAGUGCUUGGAGCAUGAAGUCUUCUCUCUAA